Messenger RNA from Manduca sexta (tobacco hornworm), 3927 nucleotides. RefSeq lists its product as uncharacterized. NCBI's taxonomy places the organism in Eukaryota, Metazoa, Arthropoda, Insecta, Lepidoptera, Sphingidae. The record is from RefSeq and is a predicted model, not a curated record. The transcript has 10 exons. Bases 218 to 1903 code for a protein of 561 amino acids.
GUAAUGAAAACAGUGGCGCGGGAAACCGCGGCGCAGUCGGCCGCGUUUCGUACCACGCAGUAUUUUAAACAAACUUUAAUUAAAUAUUUAUUUUAAUAAAUUCCAAGCGUACAUUUCCAAUAGAGUGCUAAAAGUGCUUUACUUUAAAGUUAAUGUGUUGUUUGUGAUGGAUUUUGCGGCUAUGGGCGAGAUGUCGACGGAGUAGUGAAGAAGCAAGAUGGCGGCGAGUGGUGACGUCACAGUCGCCGAAAAUGGCGGCCAGGGGAACGUGAAACUGCACCCAUACUUGAUUACUUUGGUGCGAUGGUGCGUGUCCUGCUUGUGGAGUACAGCGACGGUGCUGCUGCAUCGGCUGGUGACGGCACAGCUCCCGCAAAUAGCUGCAUCGAAGCCUCCGCCAAAGUCUUCAAAGCCGCGCGUGGCCGGCAAAGACCACCUCCACCCUGAGCCUAAAGUGGAGUGCGUGGUGCUUCAUGAGCCCGAGGAAACCACGCUUGACGUCAUCUUCGUGCAUGGGCUGUAUGGUUCCCUAGGAAACACUUGGCGUCAAGGCGACUGGAAAUCCAAAUACAAAUUGGACCCGAACUUAGUUCCCCUACGCGACCACGGAUCCACCUCUUGCAUCUGUCCCCAAAACGACUCGAACAACGAUAACAUAUGUAAAAUAAACGAAUUUACAUACAGAGCGGAAAUUAAUGAAUCCGAGGUCACAUUCGAAAACAUAAAUGAGAAGUUAAGAAAGAUAUUGCCCAACGAAAACUUAUUGAUUACGGAGAAAUUUUACAACAACACCUUAUUGGAUAAUGAAAUGGAAAAUUACGAGACACAAGCGAAGUUCGUUCGAGAUAUGUUUCAGAAGGAAAAUAAGGAGACGGAUGAGACGAGACAUCACGGCAACAAAUGCGAAUGUCAUGAAAUGAAUGAGUGUAUGUGCAGUAAUGCGAAGAAAUGCGAAGCGGGGUGUGGGUGUGUGUGUGACGAGUGCUACUCCACGUGUUGGCCAAAGGAUUGGAUCAAAGUCGACUUCCCUGGUGCGAGGGUGAUAUCUAUUAACUACACCAGUGAUCCUUAUUUGUGGCGGCCGCUGUGGAUUAGAGGGAAUAAGAGGUUGCGGCUCCACGAGAGAGCUGACCAGAUGAUGGCCCAACUCCUUGCGAUGGGCGUGGGCAAGAAGCCGAUCAUCUGGGUCGGACACUCCAAGGGCGGGCUAUUCAUCAAGCAGAUAUACUGUGACGCAUACGAGGCGCAUUUGAAACUAAACCAAAACAAACCUUUAGACAAUAACGGAAACCAAGACAAUAACCAAAUGAACGACAAUAACAAUGUUUUUAAACAAAUAGAUAUUGUCGACAAUAAUUUUAAUAAAGUAGAUUGUGAUACAAAUAGUAAUAGUGAUGAAGUGGUGAAUAACAAUGUGAUAAACGGUGAUAACUUAGAAGGCUUGGUUAAGGAAGUAGGAGAUGCGGAGUCUUCAAAUAUUGAAGAAGAAACCCAAAUCCGAGCGAACCUGUGGAGCAACAGCGCAGGGUUUAUGUUCUACUCGGUGCCGCACCGAGGCUCGCCGCUCGCCGACAUCAAGACGCCCAUCACUGCGAGGAGUAUCGAACUGCUGGAAAUUAGCAAAGACUGCGCGCUGGUGCUGUCGCUGCAGGAGCGGUGGCUGGUGGCGACGCGGGGCUCCCGGCCGCUGGUCCGCAGCCUCGUGGAGACGGGCCGCACGCUCAUGUCCGUGCUGUGGCUGAGGAUAGUGAGCGUGGACUCCGCUGAUGCCGGUAUAGGCUCACUGAGCGGAGUGUCGGUGGACCAUCGGGAGAUCUGCAAGCCAUCCAGCAGGAACUGUCUGCUAUACAAAGAACUGACGGACCUCAUACGCGCUGCUCUUAAUAAAUGUGGCUGCCGAUAACUCGCUAUACGCCAAAUAUAAGGCCAAGUUGUUGAUUAGACAGGCACGGAUCCAAGGCGAGUGGUGGGGCCCAAACGUUUCAGUUUAUUUAAUUUGAAAUACUUUUUACACAUCCCAUCUCACGAUCAAUAAAUGAUGUCCUAACUUAACUACAAGAUAAUCAUUUUUAACAAGGCGUUAAAAUCCGCCUUAGUGGCCUUCAUAAGUGUGUCUCGUUCAUGGAUCAGCCUGUGUGUAUCCAGUUCCAACAGACCGGCAUAAUUAUGUCGACUGUCGAGAAGUCAUCUCUCGUCAGUCAACAUUCUAUUGGACUCGACUUAACAUUAGGUACAGUAGUGAAUUUGCCGCGCUUGUCCAAAAAAAAUACGAAGUAAAAUAUUUAAGAAUUUUAUUGAAACCACAUUGAAGCUAUAAAGGACAGACCAAGAAAAACGUAUAGAAAGAGCGUAAGAAAAAACUUAUAUAAAUUUAUUUGAUAAUUGUGCCAAACUGAAAUGACUUGCAGCGCUCAAGAUAUUUGAUAUAAAAAAUAGCAAAGCUAAAUGAAUAACUCUUACUGCGUAAGUCUUAUAAAUUUUGGGCUCAAUAUAUGGCUAUUAAGGUUAGAAAUCGUCGGGACAGGGCUGUACUCAGACUUUUCCAAUUAAAAUUUGAUAAAUUUAUGAUUUUAUUUUUUGGAAAUAUAGCACUUAUGAGCACUUAUUAGCACUUUCUAGCUAUUGCUGUUUGGGACCUAUACAGGAGUGUUUUAUAACUCUUUCAAAAAGAUGUCCUAAAAUAUACCGUUCUUUGAAUUUAAUAGAAAAUGUGAAAAUAAUUAAAAAGGAAAAUGGGGUACUUGCCCAAACUCCGCACUAACCUGAUAAAAUGGCUAGGCUGAUUCCUUAUUAUACAAAUAAUAAUUAUGUACAGUCAGCAACAUAAUUAGCUUAACAAAUUCAAAUUUAUAUUUUUUGAAAUUUGCUAAUGCGUGUGUUCGUCCCACUAGAUCUGGUUUUACUGUAUUCUAUUCGUUACCAUAUUGUGUAUAAAGAUACCUCAAAUCAUAUUCUACGCCCUGUCUGUCCGCGUACUCUUGUUAUGCAUUCCUGACCAUAUUUAUGUGUAUGUAAACUAUAUUUUUCUACUGACCAUGAAUGUCAUUUAAACUUCUAUCAAAAGCGAAUAAUGUAUAACAUUAAAAACCAUUCUAUACGACACUUAAAGACAAUUAUAUCUAAGCGACAAAUUUACCAAAAAUGAAUUAUUUAAAUAUUUGUAAUCGCCAGAUUUUUCGCGUCGUUUGAUCUAGGUUUGUAGCUUUAGGGCAAUUUUAUUAUCAGUAGACUAUAUUUUUAUAAAGUAAAAUAGCUUUUGCUCGCGACUUCGACCAUGUGAAGUUUUCCUGGGUAAAAGUCCUGCUAUUUAUGUUCCCGGGAGAGAAAGUAGCCUAUAACCUUCCCAGGGUCUUAAACUAUCUCCAUACCAAAUUUCAUAAAAAUCCGUUCAGUAGAUUUUGAGAAAAUGAACCUUUAUUUUAUUAUAAUAUGUAUAAAUAGUUUACUAUGAAAUUUAUAAUUAAAAUCAAAAGUAAAUCGCUGUACUCAAAAGUUUAUUUAUUUAUUUACACUCUUUAUUGAAAAUUAAGUUAGAUAAAAAAAGCAACAAUCAACGUGUCGCUUAGAAAUAAUUGCCUUUCAAGCCUUAAAUUGACUUAAACCGCACUAUCACUAUUCAUUCUAGAACUGAAUGUUGAAAACGAUAGUUGUUUAUUUUACGUUGGAUUAUAUUUUUAACUUAGUUAUAUGAAGACAAUUUUAAUUCCAUUUGUACUAGACAUAAAUGUUUAUUAAUGUCCAUCACAAAAGUAUUUUUAGCACCAUUUUGUGAAAAUCAAGUCUAUUUGACGUAUUUUAAUAUGGUUAUUUAAAUAUAUCAAACUAAAUGUUUAUCUGGAAAAGCUCAUGACAGUAAAACGUGCCGAGAUGUUACCGAAUGUUACUGUUAAACUAAAUUUAUUGUAUCAAUAAAUGUUAUUACUUAAA